Molecule: messenger RNA, 1406 nt
Organism: Ostrea edulis (European flat oyster)
Lineage: Eukaryota; Metazoa; Mollusca; Bivalvia; Ostreida; Ostreidae
Exons: 3
Coding region: 388-1230 (280 amino acids)
Source: RefSeq, a predicted model, not a curated record
GAACGUCUAGGCCAUGUGCGUCUUGCUUUGGUUUUCCGUCUGUUUGGUAAUUAUAUAGGUAAAACUGUCCCAAAAUAGCAUUCUGUUGUUGACAUUUGACCGUACGCAAACUAUCUAACAAUCUAUAAGGAUUAACAAAUAACAAAACUUCAAUAAUGAAAUGACAAAACUUAUGGAACUUUAUCGGCCGCCAUCUUGAAACCAAAAAAUCCAGCCUCAGAGCAGGAUUCGCGGUUUCUCGAAUCUGGUUCCGGUUUUGCAGAAACAAACGACACGGUUUACGAAUCCGGUUUCGGUUUGCUUGUAAUCAAACGCGCUCUAAACCAGACUAGACCGGAAGUUUCGCCAUUUGGCGCGGGGUUUCGCAUUUUCGUGUCCAAAAUCAAAAUGAAAAGACACCCAGCCCUUCAAGUGGAGACUCGCUUCCCACCUUGCAAAAUACAGUGCACACACCGGAGAAGUGCUUUCACCUGUGCUUGGGCUAACAUGGAACCUGACCACAUCUCAUCAGCAGAGGGGGCUAAUGUUACAUCUUAUGACAUUGACCAAACGAGUUGGAUUCUGCCUUUGGGUGACCCGCUUUCCAAGCCAGAUAUACCGGUGGACGACACUAUUAGAGAAAAGGUCAGAACAGCCUUGAAGCCACUGGAUUCUUUGGCUUUCAAUGACCAGGAGGAAUCAUAUUACUUCAGCGACGAUCUUACUCUAGACGUGCAGGAGCAAGAAAUUUCAUUGGGGUUUGUAGGCAACUUUGGAGAUUCUGUAGGCAGAACUGCGAUGUAUAAUCUGCUCCACAAGGUAUUCGGCUCAAGCAGCAUUAGGGCGGUGAAUAUUGGUGGCAGAAGUAAGAUGAAGAUGCCAUCACAUCGGGCAUUCACCUAUGAAGUGACAAACGUUACUGCCUCAAGUGAAUCUUCGCCUUUGAAACCUGAAGAGCCCACAAGAAAAUCCCCAAGAGUAAAAACAGGUCUUUUUGCAUCUGCAUUUGAGAAGAGAACCUUUGACAAGGAUUUCACACCAGACGUUGUAUUAGAUUAUUACAAUACGGAAAUGUUGUGUGUUGAAGUCAAGUUCCAAUUUGAUAUAAGAUCUGUACCUCAACUCCAGUAUCUCUUGAUGCCAGUAGCAAUGAAACAAGGUGUGGCUUUGGGGCUCUUGAUCUGUACAAAAAGUGUGUUAUUGAUGAAAUGUUACACUACAACUGCUAAAAAAAAAAACUUUGAAAUUUGAGUCAGCAAUGUUCAAACUUCAAACUGGGUCUCUUGCGGCAGAUAUGGAAGAUGUCGUUUUAAACAUCUAUUGUCAUUUGCGGACAAAUUAUCCUAAUAUCAUAAUAAAUUAACAGUCUAGUACACUAUGACCAGCAUCAGUUGUAUAAUAAACGGCCUUGACCUUGAAUAUUUUUA